UGUUGAGCCAUGGCCCUUUGAGAUUGAGACUCAGGAGAAUGGCGCACGAGCGUUUGAGAUGGAAUUCGAUUCGCAUAAAUGAGUGUGUAGCAUAGGUUGUCAUGUGUGGAAUAAAGAAACCGGUCUACAGCACUUCGACUUUAUUCAUUGUAACUGCGCCUGGGGGUACCCUCUUCACUCUUCAAAUACAGCAUUAGAGUUCUGCAGACUCCGCAAGAUUUGCGUUAUACGUCCUCAUGGGGACCCCGGAGACCCCUCGAUUUAGGUUUAUGCUCGUAGGAAUCGGGCCACACGCAAAGCGCACCUACGUCAAGCACUUUCGAAGCUUGAAAGCCGAAGGACGAGGAGAGAUCGUCGCUGCAGUCGACCUCACAAGCAAUAGGUCGUCCGUGGAGCGGUAUGCCGCAGAGCACCUGCCAGAUGCGGAGAUAAUACUCGUUCCCCAGUUCAAGGACACAAUGCCCGCAAAUGUUACCGAAGCGCUUACAGGAGUGGCUUGUUCGCUUGGCGUCGACUGUGUCAUCGUGGCGACUGAUCCAGAGCGUCACCAAUCAUACGGUCUGUGGGCUCUGAGUUUGGGUCUCCAUGUUAUCAUGGACAAGCCUAUAUCCACUCGAAGCGACGCUUGCAACAGUCCUACACAGGCUGCUGGAAUCGCCGAUGACUACAAUGAGCUUUUAGAAGCCUAUAAAGAGCUACAAAAGCGCAAAGAAACAAUGUUUCUCAUCAACAGCCAUCGACGGUACCAUCCUGGCUUUCUCGGUACCAGAAACUUUAUCACAGACAUACGGAACAAGACCAGGUGCCCUGUUACAAGUUUAAUCUCGACGCAUUGUGAUGGCCAGUGGCGAUUGCCAGAUGAGAUUGUCGACCAGCAUUACCACCCUUUCCGCUACGGCUACGGCAAAAUAUCCCACAGUGGCUAUCACUUCUUAGAUACCGGCUACAAAUUCUUUGAAGCAGGAUGGAGUGCGGACAAACGACCGGACCAGAUUGAAAUGGUUUCCACCUUCAGUCGUCCCAACGAUCUCAUGUACACAUUGAGUCACGAGGAACAUGGUCAGGCGCUUGGUCGUGAUGAAUACAGCAAGCACGCCAAGUACAGCAAAGAUGAACUUCGAGUGCACAUGCAAGACAUGGGAGAGGUCGAUGCGAUGCUCCAAAUCACCUUUAAGAGUCGCGGGAAUGUGCUUGGAAUGGCGCAGUUGAAUCUCCUUCACACCGGAUUCUCUCGCCGGGAUUGGAUAGAUCAAGGGCCGAACCCAGAUCUCUACAAGGGUUGCGGGAGAGUAAAGCACGAAGCUCACGAGGUCAGAAGUGGGCCGUUCCAAACAAUCGUGAUCGAUUCGCGCCAGGCAAACGACAAACAUGAUCGCAGCAAGCCCAGUACUGCAGAACUAGGGAGUGAUAAUCACUUCGAAAUCCAGACAUGGCGUAAUUGUGGGGUACUAGGCGAAGACGAACCUCUCAAGACUUACACAGUCAAUGAUCUAGACAAGCGUCUCAACACCAAUUCGACUGGGAUUUACAUGGAGAACAUCAAGCAAGGUAUUCUGUGGGAGGCGCUGGGCUUCCUCGAGGGCAAGACCACUAUUGAUGAUCUUACAUCAAAUUUGCCGGAUCACAGCAUACCUGCUACCAUGAUGAGCGCAGCCUACUUGUCACACUUACGUCGCUCCCGUGGCCUAAAUCCUAUAACACAUAUCAGUGUAACGUAUGAGAAUGAAACGGCACGAGCGACAAUUCGGGGCGAGGAUCUCGAUUUCUCCACACCUUGUCCAGAAGCAACUCCAUUGUUGACACCAACAUCUGCUCUUUCGGAGGAUGGCGAAACAGUAAUCCACUUAUCGUUCAAUGAUGCACCAAAGUCGUCGCCUGAUGCUUUGCAGCGCCGAAAUUCCAACUUUUGGCUGCCAGUAGCCAAGCUACUGUCGCUCCCAACAACAUUAGGACUUGAGCGGAAACUUUUAUAACGUUGCUUUAUUGGUGAUAUACGAUAGUACAGGGGAAUGGCCUGUGAGGGCGUAAAUACGAACUUGGAUGUUGAUCGUAGAUCAUCCGGUGGAGUCCCUCACAUGCAGGUACCGACCAUCCAGAAACCCCGAGAAAUCUCUGUUGGGCAUCCCGUAUUCUCGUCCGCACAGGCUACCCCCUUGUAUUACAGAGUCCCUAUAAAAAAAUAGAUUAGACUAGACUAGAUUAGAUUAGAUUAGAUUAGACUAGAUGAAAUAGGCAAAUACACCAAAGAGGCUGCUCUAUCGUAUCCCGUAUCAUGUACUAAGAUAUUAGUGUUCUGUAAAUUGUAGCAAGGACUAUACACUUCUAGCCUCUAACUUUAGAAGACUGCUAAGCAUUCUUUCUUUUUCGGCAUACAGAUAAUGAAAAGGUCGAUGUGCAGGCCUAUAUCAUGAGUCAAGGAUAAU
This is a messenger RNA of Boeremia exigua, 2423 nucleotides long. RefSeq lists its product as uncharacterized. The record is from RefSeq and is a predicted model, not a curated record. The transcript is spliced from 3 exons. NCBI's taxonomy places the organism in Eukaryota, Fungi, Ascomycota, Dothideomycetes, Pleosporales, Didymellaceae. Gene Ontology annotation, molecular function: nucleotide binding. Bases 237 to 1973 code for a protein of 578 amino acids.